AUGGCUGGACGCUUUAUUCUCGGCUUCGGAAGCUCUUUCAACGGCGCCGGCCUCCUGAUUGCCGAGAUCGCGCAUCCUCAGCACCGAGCCAAGAUCUCCGCCAUCGUCAACUGCAUGUACGGAGUCGGAUCGACCAGCUGCUCCUGGCUAGCUCUAGCAACCAUUCGAAUCAUGGGCGACUGGUCUUGGAGGUCGCUCACCAUACUCCAGGCGUUCCCCGGUAUCUUGGUUCUCUCGCUCAUCUACUGGAUCCCGGAGUCACCUCGCUGGCUAGUCGCCAAGGAACGUUACGAAGACGCAGAGAACAUGUUAUCCACGUACCACGGCAAUGGGGAUAAAACGAAUGCGACAGUGAUUUUUGAAUUCCGAGAGAUGAAGCAGACUUUGGCUCUUGAAUUUCAGGAUAAAAAGUCCAGCAGUUAUCUCGACUUUGUUCGGACUGCGGGCAAUAGGUACAGGGUUGUUCUGUUGAUCUCACUGGCGAUGGUGUCUCAGUACAGCGGCACAAAUCUUUUCUCCAACUAUGCCAACAAGAUUUACGAGGGUGCUGGCAUUCGCGAUCAGACAAACAAGGUUCUGCUCAGUGGUGGCCAGACGCUCUUGUCUCUCGUCGUUUCGGUAUCAUUCUCAUUGUGCAUAGACCGCUUCGGUAGAAGACCACUAUUCCUCACAGCCACCACGGGCAUGGUGCUCAUGUACAUGGGAUGGACCAUCAUCAGCUCCCAGUUCGAGCGGACUCACGAUCUUGCCCGAUUUGGCUACCCCCAAAUCGCCUUCAUCUGGCUCUUCAGUCUCUCGUAUCAGAUUGCUUGGACCGGGGUCAUGGCAGCUUACGCGUUGGAGAUCAUGCCGUACAGUCUCAGGGCAAAGGCCGGCGUCAUAUCAACCAUUUUUGUCAAGGGCUUGAUCGUCCUAGGAAGCUAUACCAAUCCCAUAGCGUGGGAUAACUUCACAGCAGCCGGUCAUGCAUGGACACUGGCCAUGUUCUACACCAAUCUCACUCUGGAAGAAGUCGCCAAAGUCUUCGACGGCGAUGAGGCAAAGGUUGCAAGGAUGGACAUGGAAGACGUCAAGAAUCAGGUGGAAGAAGAAAAGAAGAGGCAGAGUCACGUCGAAGUCGUCGCUCUCUGA
Molecule: messenger RNA, 1131 nt
Organism: Colletotrichum fioriniae
Lineage: Eukaryota; Fungi; Ascomycota; Sordariomycetes; Glomerellales; Glomerellaceae
Biological process (GO): carbohydrate transport; transmembrane transport
Cellular component (GO): membrane
Molecular function (GO): carbohydrate:proton symporter activity
Source: RefSeq, a predicted model, not a curated record